ACGAUUCAACAUAUACAAGUUAAGAUACAGAAGAUGUUCAAUAACCUACAUCUACCAGAGCUGAAACUGAAUGAAAACUUCUCAAUUAGCUUGUUGCAACAUUCUUCCUUAAACUUUGUACUUCUGGCCAUUUUCCUCAUCCUUUUAUUUAGCUGGUUUUCCAACUUCACAAAUAAAGCCACCACCACAAACAGAUCACCACCUUCUCCACCAAAGCUGCCUGUGAUUGGAAACCUUCAUCAACUAGGCUUACACGUUCAUCGCUCACUUCAGUCCUUAGCUCAACAACAUGGGCCCCUCAUGCUGCUGCACUUUGGUAGCGUGCCGGUCAUUGUGGUUUCAUCGGCUGAGGUUGCCUGUGAAAUCAUGAAGACCCAUGAUGGCAUAUUCACCGACAGACCCAAGUUUACCUUCUUUAAGAAGCUUUUCUACAAUUACAAAGAUAUCCUGUCAGCACCAUAUGGUGAGUAUUGGAGGCAGAUAAAAAGUAUAUGUGUCUUAAAUCUUUUGAGCAAUAAAAGAGUUCGCUCUUUUUGUGUGGUGAGGGAAGAGGAAACAAAAUCCAUGAUCAACAACAUACAACAGGUCUGUUCUGUAUCAUCCUCCCCCUCCUCCUCCUCAUCAGUUUUGAAUUUAAGUGAAAUGUUUUUGACACUCACUAAUGAUAUCGUAUGUCGAGUGGCGCUUGGGAGGAAGUACAGUGAUCAAGGGGAGGGUGGAAGGAUGUUUAAGGAGCUUUCUGUAGAGUUUUCAGAGUUAAUGUCACGUCUUAAUAUCGGUGACUAUAUCCCAUGGCUUUCUUGGUUUAGCCAUGUUAAUGGAUUGAAUGGUAAAUUGGAUAAUCUGGCUAAACGGUUUGAUGACUUUUUAGAAAUGGUUGUUCAAGAGCAUAUGGAUUGUUCAAAGACUGUAAAUGGACAUGGCCAUGUUCAUAUUGACAACGAUGAUGGAAGAGAUUUUGUCGAUGUUUUGCUUUGGCUUCAGAAAGAAAAUGCAGAUGUGCCUGGGUAUCCUAUUGAUACAGCAAGCAUAAAGGCUAUCAUUCUGGACAUGUUUGCUGCUGGCACUGAUACCACAUUUACAGCCCUAGAGUGGGUGAUGUCUGAACUUUUAAGGCAUCCAAGGGUCAUGAAAAAAUUGCAAAAUGAGGUCAGGGGAAUAGCUAGAAACAAGACAGAGAUAACAGAGGAUGACUUGGUGGGCAUGCACUACCUAAAGGCAGUGAUCAAGGAAAACCUUCGCUUACAUCCUCCGGCUCCAUUACUAGUACCUAGGGUGUCAACACAAGAUGUAAAAAUAAAUGGUUACGACAUUAAGGCCAACACGCAAGUUAUAGUGAAUGCGUGGACAAUCGGAAGAGAUCCAAAGUCCUACAAUAAUCCUGAAGAGUUUGAGCCAGAAAGGUUCUUGAAUAGUGCCAUAGAUUAUAAGGGUGAUAGCUUCCAAUAUAUUCCAUUUGGGGCUGGCCGAAGGGGUUGCCCCGGAAUUCAGUUUGCCUUGGCUGUUAAAGAGAUUGCUUUGGCCAAUCUAGUGCACAGGUUUGAUUGGACAUUGCCAGUAGGUGUAAGAGGGGAGGACUUGGACAUGUCUGAAUCCACUGGUGCGAGCAUGCAUAGAAAAUAUCCUCUUAAAGCAGUUGCUAUUCCAUAUUCUUGCUGAUAUAGGGCAUUGUACUCCUUCCCUUGACUACCUUGGCAUGGCAAGGGAGUUAUUAUUUCCAUUUUAACGUUUGGAUGAAACUGGAAGUUUGAAA
Fragaria vesca subsp. vesca is the source of this 1753-nucleotide messenger RNA. RefSeq names its product cytochrome P450 71A4-like. Bases 34 to 1659 code for a protein of 541 amino acids. The record is from RefSeq and is a predicted model, not a curated record. Lineage: Eukaryota; Viridiplantae; Streptophyta; Magnoliopsida; Rosales; Rosaceae. The transcript has 2 exons. Gene Ontology annotation, molecular function: heme binding; oxidoreductase activity, acting on paired donors, with incorporation or reduction of molecular oxygen; iron ion binding.